Molecule: messenger RNA, 471 nt
Organism: Eimeria tenella
Lineage: Eukaryota; Apicomplexa; Conoidasida; Eucoccidiorida; Eimeriidae
Exons: 1
Coding region: 1-471 (156 amino acids)
Source: RefSeq, a predicted model, not a curated record
AUGCGGUGGACGUUGAUGCAGAGCCGCACGCAGUUGAUUUGCUGUUGUCUCACAAGGUUCAUUGACUUUCUGCUGCCCAUGAGUUCGUCGGAAAGAGAGCUCUUACUCAGUCGAGACCAGCGUUUCUUGCGCCGUCCAAGAUGCAGCUGUUCCGUUUGUAACUGUUGUUGCUGCUGCUACUCUGCUGACAAGAGGGAACUCGACUACAGCUGGAGCACAGGCGACGUUUGCCUCGCUCAGCUGCUGCAGCGUGAGAUCGAUGCGCAUCGCGUCUUGGAAAUUCGGAGGCGAAUUCUCUCUGAUUCGCCAGACUUUUUGCUGCUUGCCGCCUUCCAAUUCGUCGAAGAUCCUAGCCUUGCUGCUGUCACUCCACUGUCACUGGCAGAAGCACUUGCGGAGGAAGGCUUCGUCCUGACACAAAUGGAUCAAAAGCUAAUAUUUCGCAGACUCGACAGGUCAUCAUGCCACUGA